Messenger RNA from Trichechus manatus latirostris (Florida manatee), 2487 nucleotides. RefSeq names its product cadherin-like and PC-esterase domain-containing protein 1. The transcript has 6 exons. The coding region runs from base 485 to 1225 and encodes 246 amino acids. Lineage: Eukaryota; Metazoa; Chordata; Mammalia; Sirenia; Trichechidae. The record is from RefSeq and is a predicted model, not a curated record.
CAGAUGGAGGAUAUUAAAGUCGUGGUCUGUGCUGACCCAGUUUCAUGCUGUUUUCUCAGCACACAUAUGUGGGAGCUUGUCACGCUGAUUGACAGCUGGCAGUUCAGGGCAGGUGGGCCCAUCCACUGCAGCUUCAGCAGGCCCUGCUGGUAAAACAGACAUCUGGAGCUCAGCACACGAAUCCAAAUGUCCCUGCAUGCGAGACUCACUUCUAGAGCUGACCACGUGCAUGGCAUUGUUUUCACACUAACCUUCCUGAUCUUCUUUCACAUCCCGGGCAGGUCUCGCAUGGACCUCACUAGACUGGCUUUCCCCUUAGUGAGGCUUCUAAGCCGAUUUCUUGGACAUGCAGUGUCUUCUUGCUAGGCUUGCUCUGACUAGGUAGAGUCCGGCAGAGCUCUUGGAUGUACGCAAUGGGCAGUAGACUGAGAUGCUUGGUUAAUAUGAAAUUCUUUUCAUUGGAGACUCAACCAACAGGGGGAUAAUGUACUAUCUGAUCGAAAGACUGAAUGAAACUCUGCAGGAAUGGCAGAAGGUGCAUGGCAUUAAAUUCUAUCACAACGUCAAUGGUGGGAAGACUUUGAUCAGUUAUUCCUACUAUCCCCAGUUCUGGAUAAGCUCUUUAUUGAGACCAACGUUUGAAAAAGCACUUGAACAUCUCUUGCAAAGAUCACGUCCGCUGGAGAAUAGUGGCCAGACAGUAUUAGUUGUUGGUGGGGUUCAGUGGCUUAAUUCCAAUCACCUGCAAAUUAUUCACAAGGUUUUGAAGAGGGAAAAUUUACCCAAUAUCCUGGUGAUCAUCAAAACAUUGGGAAUUGGAUUUCAUCUACCAGUGGACGGAGUGCAUUUUUUAAAUCAGAGUGAAGUACAGAGCUUAUGGAAAGAAAAUGUGAUUAUUCUGGAUGCUGCAAAAAAAUAUGGCUAUGAAGUAGUUGAUACCUUCACUAUAACAAUGGGGCGAUACAAAGAGUUUCUGCAAGGGACGUGUGGAUGUCAUUUCCAUGAGGUAGUGAAAUCAAAGUUAUCCAAAGAAUAUCACUUUAUUAAAAUGAAACAAUCAAGGAACCAUAUCGUGGGAAAGUAUUUCAGCAAUCAAAACAAACUUCAACAACUACAAGACUCUGUAACAAAUUUUCAAUCUCCAUACCAUGUCAGAGGUCCAAUUAAUCAGGUUUGUUCUGAGAUCCUUCUCGGCAGGAUGUGCGCAAGUAAAAGGACUACAUAGAUGCCCCGUAGGAGGACUGAAUUAGGAGCUGGAGUCAAGACACUCAGCUGGAUGCUGGUCUGGAAACCACAUCCUGUACAUCACGUGUAUUUCGGUUUGACUGCGCACACUGAUGCACACCAUCUCGCACAUACACACACACCUACGUACAUGCAACUAAAAAAAAUGCACUUUUUCCUUUCCACAGCUUUAUAAAGUCAAGAUAUGCACCAGACAAUCACUUGGUUUCAGACUGAAAGACAGAGUUAGAAAACAGUUACUUGAAGUAUAAUCAUAGACUAAGACCACCGUGGGCCAGGUAUUACAUUGUGAUAGUAAAGAGAAAUCUAGAUACUUGAAUUGUGUGAAAAAAAAAAGAGGACAAUGAUCUUAAGUAUGUAUUAUCUCCUCUGUAGGUACAUUAAUACUGAAAAGAGAAAAAAGCAAUUACAUUCCAUUUGCAAGCAGAGAUUGCACUUGUGUCCUUUACCGGAGAAAAUGUAGCAUUUACAAUGGCUUUGGCUUUGUGAAUCAAACGCUAAUCAAAAACAUUUCUUCCUAUGCAUUUUAAAUUUGAUUAUUGAAAGGAGAAGAAUAAGAAUGUUUCACAAGGGAAUUCAGAGAUUCCAUGAGAGAAACAGGGAAUGAAAUAUUUUACAGUUAAAACACCAAUAUAUUUGCUUUUGUACUCUCUGUAUUUUUCAUAAACAUUCCCUCCUGUCCAGUCUGUGAAUUUGGAUGGGUAACUGCAGUGUAAAUUGAUUAAAUGGCAUGAUUUUAAAGUGAGGAGCAAAAUAUAGUUCCUCAUGUAUUACUUUAUUAUGUUUCAUUGAUGAUAUUACUUAAGGUUUUGUUUGUCUUUACAGCCUUAUGUAAAUUAAGAUUACAAUUAUAUUGUAUGUAACUAUUUUGCAAAGGGAUUAGGCCAAUUUUCCACAAAGCAUUUAUCUAUGUCAUAAAUAAUACUAUGUUACUAGUAACUGUAUUUUUAUUUUUCAAAUUUACAUGUAAUUUGAGCAAUUAUAUCUAAUUCAAAUUUAGAGUAGGCAUCAAAUUAUUUCUUACUGAAACUCAUUGAAACAAAUACCUCAAUUCCAUUGUUGUUUUUAGGCGCUGUCGAGUAGGUACUGACUCAUAGUGACCCUAUGAGUGCAGCAAAGCGAAACACGGCCCGGUCCUGCACCAUACUCGCAAUUGUUCCUGUGCUGGAGCCGAUUGUUGCAGGCUCUGUGUCAAUCCAUUUUAUUGAGGGUCUUCAUCUUUUUUUUCCACCCUCUCUUUUA